Synchytrium microbalum is the source of this 1551-nucleotide messenger RNA. RefSeq lists its product as uncharacterized. The record is from RefSeq and is a predicted model, not a curated record. Gene Ontology annotation, biological process: transport. Bases 1 to 1551 code for a protein of 516 amino acids. NCBI's taxonomy places the organism in Eukaryota, Fungi, Chytridiomycota, Chytridiomycetes, Synchytriales, Synchytriaceae. The transcript has 7 exons. Gene Ontology annotation, molecular function: transporter activity.
AUGGCGUCUAUUUUCGACUCAGAGGAAGGAUCUGACAAACUGGGUGAAACUGCAGUCAUCUUUGCGGCCCUGGGUGCUACCAUUGGCAGUGGAAUCUCGCUAUGGAGCAUGGCAAUGCAUCUAAAAAACUAUAGGAGGCCCGACUUGCAACGUGCCAUCCUGCGAAUCAUAUGGAUGGUGCCAAUCUAUGCUAUUGCCUCAUUCACAUCACUAUCGUCAAGGUAUCUCUCAGACUACAUAGAUACCAUUCGAGAUGUUUACGAGGCGUUCGUGAUUUACACGUUUCUUACUCUGCUAAUAAACUAUCUGGGAGGAGAGCGAGCCAUCAUGUCUUUGAUGGAAACUCGCAUGAGAACUCAUCAUAUGUGGCCAUUCAGUCUGUGUCUUGACCCUCUCGAUGUAUCAAAUCCACAGACAUUCCUUUUAAUACGGCGCGGUGUAUUGCAAUUUGUCUUGAUUAAGCCAGUGCUCGCCCUCCUCAUCCUACUAUUGAAAAUAUCCGACUCGUACCAUGAGGGUUACAUUAGUUGGACAUCUGCUUACAUGUGGAUUAGUUUGAUAUAUAAUAUGUCUGUCUGCACUGCCAUGUACUUUUUGAUCAUGUUCUAUUAUAUAUGCUCCAAGGAUCUACAGCCAUAUCGACCAUUGCCGAAAUUCAUUUGUAUAAAAGCCAUCAUCUUCUUCUCAUUCUGGCAAGGCCUAACCAUCUCCUUCUUGGUUGCCCUGGGAGCAAUCCGAGCAAAGGGAGUCUACGACGCAAAUAACAUUGCUGUCGCUCUGCAGGAUUUCCUCAUAUGUAUUGAAUGCGUAGGAUUUGCUCUAGGACAUUGGUAUGCCUUCUCAUGGAAGGAUUACACUUCAUCACGACUGUCGUCACGUCUACCACUACGACACGCUUUAAAGGACGCUUUAGGUGUACGUGACAUAGUGAUAGAUUGGCGUCACACAUUAAGAGGCACAACCUUCCACUCAGGACCACGACUGACUCGUAGCCAUCUAUUCGAACGAGAAUUAGAAGAUGGUGAACGAGACUUUGUAUUAGGUGGUAAUCAACGAGCCUUCUAUGAUCCAGAUACUUUCAACUAUGCAACAAGGAGGAAUUACAAUGACUCGAUAUAUGGAGAUGCAUACUCGGAUGAAGAUGCCACAAGUCUAGAUUUCCCAGAUCUGGAUCAAGAUCCUGAACUGGAAUCCACAUACGAGAAGGCUCGAGACUUGCUUUAUGGAGACUAUAACUACCCUCCUCUCCCUGAAGAGGGCUUUAGGAAUCCUCCUCUUAUUCAGGAACGAAUCGAUGCAGCCCGAGGGCGAAUAUCACAGAUAUUUGAAGGGUUUCAGACGGAUGCAGCUGCCAAGAAGACCAGUGAAGAAGCACAGAGAGGGGCUGCGAGAUUGAGUAGAUCUCCUAUGCAAAAAGUGGUAGAUCCGUUUGCUGAACUGGCGGACGAGGAGCCCUUUAAAGGUGAUGAAGGGGAGGAGGCAGUGGCUAGUGAGGAAGAAGAUGGAGGCGAAGAUACCGGCUUGCUGGGCAAAGGGAAGGGCCGAAUAUAG